Messenger RNA from Ostrea edulis (European flat oyster), 8396 nucleotides. Its product is annotated as ninein-like protein. Gene Ontology annotation, molecular function: calcium ion binding. Bases 1224 to 5351 code for a protein of 1375 amino acids. Gene Ontology annotation, cellular component: centrosome. The transcript is spliced from 28 exons. Gene Ontology annotation, biological process: microtubule anchoring at centrosome. NCBI's taxonomy places the organism in Eukaryota, Metazoa, Mollusca, Bivalvia, Ostreida, Ostreidae. The record is from RefSeq and is a predicted model, not a curated record.
GAACAAUUUCCAUAUUGUGUUUAUCGACAAGGACAGAUUAUUAUUUCACUUAAUUGGUGUUGUAUUUUAGGUACCAGGUAACCUGUGCAUUAGGUGCUAGGUCUUCAUGUUGCCACCAUGAUCAAUCUCUCAGAUGGAAUAUCAACUCCACAACAGCUUAAAUCAUUUGCUCUUUAUUUAAGCACAUUGAGGUUGAUAAAAAGAAGAAAUAUUGAUUUCAUAAAGAAGAAAAGCAUUUAAAAAGCUAUGUCCGAUCAAUACAAUUAAAUUUCCUUCGUCUAAUCCAUGCUGUUAACUUAAGUGUAGUGGACAGCUGUUUAAGCACUGGAUCUUAGACAUGAAAUUGGCACCCUCUGUCCAGGAUUUGUAUUUCUAGGGUUCAUUGGUCAUAAUAAAGUUUGGGAAUUUAAUAAUCCUUCAACCAUUAAAAGUUGCCCCUCUCAAGACUACUGUGAUAUGAAAACUGAGUCGGGACAAAGAAUAACAUUGACAACUGGGGUAUGUGAUAAUCGAACACCCGAAAUCAUCAGCCACAAAGAUUUAAAUGUUUUGAGUUUUACCUGAUAUGACAGACAAUAGAUAAGCAAAUUUGCUUAUAGAUGUGUUUUCUUUGGAAUUAGUUCUGUGUUUCUGUGAUUUUUUUUUUUUAUAUUUGGAGGUCUGUUUUGCCACUCUGCAAUAUACUUUUGUGGGAAGCGGUAGAAACUACCAUUAACUGGUACCUACAGUACUGUUCGACUGUGAAUUAUGUGUAUUGAAUAGUUGUGUACCAUCGAACUGUAAAUGCAGUGACAAUAAUCCCGAAUACCAUUGGAUGUCAGAAACACAACUCUUGGAGGUGUUUAAAGUUCUAAGUUCGGGUUGAUGGGAGCGUGAUGUAUUUAAAGUAUUGCCCUAUCGCCAGCAUAUAUUAGCAUGAUGAAUGCCUUUUAAGUUGUUGAAAUUCAUAUCUUCAAGUUUGAAAUUUUGGUGAGGGGUUUUAAAGAUAUUAAAGUGACAAGAAGAAAGGCUCUGUUUUCUGUUGAUAAACACGAGUUGAUUACUACUUGUGGAAGUCUUCUGAAACCAUUAUGUAGUUAACUGUCCAGAACCGAUAUUGUGUGUAUAAUUUGACUCUAUUCAGUUUGAAAUAUUUAAGAAUUUCUGUCAAGUUUUAUUCCGGUUCAAGACGAAACAAAAUGGAUGUUUGUGUUUAGUGUGAUUUUAGUGUGAUACGUUGGAUCAUGAUUAAACAGAACUUUCACAUUGGACAGCUAAAUCUGGCUGCACUGUCUGAUGAUGACGAGGAAUCCGGAGAGAAGGGAUCACAGAGGGGAGAGGAAGAAAGGGAGGAUGAAUCAGAUGGAGAGAUGGAAAAAGAGAUGUUUGAAGCUGAAGGACAAAUGAAUUUAAACAUGUCAGAACUGGAGCAAGCACAAGAAAUGAGUGGUCAUGAGGAGUAUCUACGCAACAUCUGGAGGACCCUGAACGUGGGGGUCAGUGGCUACAUUACAGCCCAAGAGCUCGGCCAAGUCUGUGACCAUAUUGGCAUGGAAAUGAACAAAAAUGAAUUGCAGCAGUUGUUUGACAGAUUGGACACAGACGGUGAUGGCCACAUCAGUUUCGAGGACUUUGUCGGAGGCGUCUUUCAACACAACAAUGGCGGUGCUAGUCAGUCUCGGAGUCGUGUCGGAACACCGCGCUCUCUGACGCCAAGAACUCACUCGGCGCAGAAAAAGUUUCGCGUCUUGGCUGCAGGUGCUGAGGAACGGACAACACCAUCUCUGAUCAGUGGCAGUGGGUCAUCAGGACUCUUUACAGUCUUAGAUGAUGAACACACAGGAUUUGCAAUGCCAGAUGGUAUAAUUGAUUUAUGGGAAAAGUACAAUAUUACAAAUGGUGCUGAUAUUCUUCUUGCCUUGGGUUUUGACCUUGUGACAAGAAUAAAUCUUGCUGAUCUUUCUUAUCAUCUGGAACAAGAAAUGUUGGCAGCAGAUGAAGAGAAUGCAAUCUACCAGGCAGCAUUUGCUUCUUGUCAGCAGGAAAUCAUACACCUAAAAUCCUCUCUAGAACAACAAGUGUGGGCUACUGACAAACUUAAACAAGAUCUGACAGAGGCCAACUCUCGUAAUGCACUUUUGGCAAAAGAAGUGGAUGAGAGGCAUCUACAAAUAGAGCAGUCAACAGAGAAGAAACUGAGCUCAAUAGAGAAGAAGUACCAAGACCAAUUAAAGGGCCUUCAGUCAGAGUUAGAACAGGAAAGGGGUCAAGUCAACUCCCUGAAGAACCGCCUGGACUCAGAGAAAGAGAAAAUAGAAGAGGAGGAGAAAACAUUAAAGCUCAGGCUAAUGGCUAGUCAGAAGGAUAUGGAGAAGAUGGAGAGAGAGUUGUUGGAGACAAAUGAGAAGUUAGCAGAGAGCGAAAAGCUAAAUACAAAAUUACAGAAAGACUUUGAGAGAGUGAUAGAACUACAACAAAAGUGGGAGGAGUAUGAGGCCUCGGACUUGAUGACACCAGAACAACAACGAUCACACCAGGAGAAACUGACCAGAACUACCUCAGAAAAUCAGAAACUCAAGGACAUGAAUGAUGAACUGACAGCUCAGGUUUUGGAACUUCAGCAACAGAUGAACUCCCGCAAUAAAAGUGAGCACUCUGGCAGCCAGACCCCCAAUUUUGGGUCGCGUAUUCCCAUCAGGGAGGGGUCCUUCUUGUCCGACUAUGUUAAGACCAAGCGAGGGGUCCGCUCCUCCGUGUCCUCAGAGAACUCUGAGGAUGAAGGAUUAUACAUUCCUAACCACCCCGGGAGGGUCAGAAGACGUCUCCCCUUGGCCCCUGCUGACGACGAUGACACCUGUAGUGUGAGCAGUAUACAGAGUGAUAGAGAUUACAUAGAGAUUCUAAAGAAGGAAAUGACAGACCUUAAGAUCCAUAAUGAACGGGAGAAAAAGGACCUAGAACAGAGUCACAGGAACGAGAUCUUGCAGCUGGAGGAGAAAUUUCAGGUGGAGAAGGAGGAGCUACGGCAGAGACUGAAGGAGGAGCAGGACAAACUUCUGAAGGAUAACGAGAAUAAACUCCAGAUGGACUUCCAGACCAGGUUAGGGGAGUCCAGUAGGAAUUAUUCCUCUGCACAGAAAGCAAUGGAAGAGGAAUUCCAGAAGGAAAAACAGGGAAUCAUUGACAGCUUACAAAAGGAAUAUAAAAGAGAACUGCAGGCCCAGAUCUUACAAAUAGAAAGUGAAAAUAAAAAAGAUGAGGACUUAGAAAAUAAACUAGCCUGCUCAUUGGAGGAAAUUCAGAAUUUAGUGCAAGAAAGAAAUGACUUGCGGGAACAGUUAUUCUUCCAAAAGGAGGAACUCUCGGCUCAGUAUGAGCAAGAACAGAGUGAUCUCAAAGAUGAACUUGAGUCCACUUUAAUGGGUACUGAAGGUGCAAUAAAUGAAUUGGAGAAGGAAAAGGUGCAAUUAUCUAUGAAAAUAGAGGACAUGUCUCGACAGUUUGAAGUAGAAAAGUUAAAAAUCCAGGACGAGUUUGAAAAAGAACUUCAGAAACAAGAGAAUGAAUACAGAAGAGACUUGCAAGAUUUUGAGAAUAUCUUUGCACAGGGAGAAAUGGCCUUGAAAGGAAAACUUAGGGAUGACUUUUAUGAGCUUCUGGAAAAGCACAAAGGGGACAUUAUGGAUACGCAGAAGGAGUCAAUGAUGAGAGAUCUUCAGAAGGAGAGAUUGUCCAUGGAAAAAGCUUUCGCCCAUCAGAAAAGUCAAAUGGAUAAAGGAUUUGAGAGGGAAAAAGAGGAACUAGUGAAGAAAUAUGAGGAGCAGGUGCAAUUUCUUCGGCAACAACUUCACAACCUGGAGGACAAGAUGGAAUCUGAAAGAGAGGCUCUCUCAAGGAAGUUUGAAGAAGAGAGGAUGGGACUAGAGGAGGAACUAGCAUGUGCCAUCAGAGAGGAACUCCAGAGACACAAAGAAAGACAAAGAAGAAUGGCAAAACAGGAUGAGUAUGUGAAUCAGAUAGAGAAAUUGCAAGAAACCUACAACCAGGAGAGGAAACAGCUGAUGCAGCAAGUCAACGUGUUACAACAGGAACUCGACAAAGUGUAUAUAGAAAUCAACAAGGAGUCCAAGACUACCAAAAAGAUCGAAGAACUCAACAGGACCAUAACAGCCCUACAGAAGGACAAAAUACUGGCAGAGAAAGCUCAGUCUGAACUCCAAAAGGCUCUCCAGAUGACAAAACUUGCCAUGGAAACAAGGAUUUCAGAGAUUGAUGAAGAGAAAGCAAGUGCUGUGAAAGCAGUGAAGGCUGAACUGGUAGAGACAUCAAGGGAGGCAGGAAAACAGAAGGCAACAUUAGAUGCUGUAAAUAGAGAAAAGAAGCUCUUAGAGAAAUCUGUAGAAAAAAUGCAAAAGGAAUUAUGUGAGAUGCAGAAAGAAGCGGGCAAAAAUUCUGGUUCACAGGAGAAGAUUAUUCGUUUAGAGGAGGAAAACAAGUCUCUUCUUGAUGAAACAAAUAAACUGAAGUAUGAACUGCAAAAGUACCAGAACACAGUCAUACCAGCACAUGCACAGCAUGUGAUAGACAAAAUACAAGAACGGAACACAUUCCUUGAGGACACACUGUCAGCAGCACAGCACAAACUGACUCGUGUGGAUGAUAGAGUCGAUAAACUAGCCAAACAGAAGACUGAAAACAACAAUAACCAUGAAUCAAGCAGGAUUUUGGCAGAAAAGAUGGACAGCCUCAAUGCCCACGAAACUGAUGAGUCUGCCAAUCACCUCUACAAGGAACGGGAGAAGAUGCAGGCUCUUCAUUUAGAAAAAUCAAGACUGGAAGAGGAACUAAGAAAAGUCACACAAAUGUUGGAAGACGCCACUGCAGACCUGACGAAAUUCCGUUCCCAGCAUUCCCAGUUUAUCAAAGGUCGCUCUAGCAGUCCUGUUGACAUAGAGAAUUUCACCAAACUUCAGAUUGAUCUAGUGGACCAACAGAGACAGCUCAGGGAGCUACAAGAGUUUAUGGAUAACAAGGAAAAUGAGAAAAGUCUAAAGUUCAGAGUCAAAGAAAAUGAACAGAAGAAAUUAAUUCAAGGUCUAGAGGAUGAGAAGACAAACUUGACAAGAAAACUCAAACUUACUCAAAAAAUGUUGGAUGAACAGCUUGAAAAAAUAAAAGCUCAUUAUGCUGACUGUGAGAAGAGGAAUAUAUUGGUGGUUGACUUGUACAAGGAGAAUUCUGAUUUAAUGGAGGCUUUGUAUCUAAUGGAGGAGAGAAAGAAGGAUGCUGUGUCUCGCUGUUACAAACUUGAAGACCAGUGCAAGGUGCUACGUCUCAUGCUCAAAAAAGUUUGUCAUGUCGCCAUCUCGUGAUGUCCUCAGCAUUAUCCAAUUCGAUUCGGACACCAUGUGUUUGUCGCAGAUGUUCCUCGUGUUGGUUUAUAUUCCAGUAGAGAAUGGUGUAUACAGAAUGUGUUUAUCCACCAGCUGUUGAUGAUAUAUGGGGGCCGUGCCAUUAGUUGUAUGUAACAGACAUCCAAAGUGUUCAUAUGUGUGAGACAAUGUUCUGUGUGACAUGCCUCGUCAUAAUCUGUCCUCGCCAGAAGAUCCCUCAAAUAUUGUUGAGAUAGCUUAUUUGGGAUAUUCAAGAAUAUGUAUGGUUGUGUGAUGUAGGGAGAGAAACAGAAGGAUGGACUGGUGAUUGCCUCUGUGCAGUGUUGGUGAUUGCCUCUGUGCAGUGUUGGUGAUUGCCUCUGUGCAGUGUUGGUGAUUGCCUCUGUGCAGUGUUGGUGAUUGAAACCCUCGAUGCUGUUUGUAACAAUGCAAAUUCAACAUGGUACUUAUAUUUACUGUAUAAUGUCUAAUUUUGGCAUCGGAAAUACUUAUUUAGCGGAUUUUUCUAAACUUUAUAGUUUGACCUACAAAAAAAAUGUAUCAGCAUUUCACUUUUUGGUGCAUUUUCAUUUAACAAGUGUAUCAUUUAUAUGGAUAGAAAUUUUGGCACUUUCAUUUUUGGCAAAUUUUCAUCAUCCACCAAAAAAGUCAACAUUUGUAGUCCACCUAAAUACCCAAUGUACUAGGGCUGCAACGAGUACCCGAAAUAACUGAAAACUGCGGGUCGUGUUGUUCGGGUCGGGUUCGGUUCCAUUUUUCCGUAUUUCGGUUUGGGUUUGGUUUUUAAAAUAGAAUCAUUGUUAGAAAUCCGUUUAAACGAAAUGUCGUCAAAAUCCUCAAAGGUGGCGGUAUUUUGAUCAAUUAUUAAAUGAUGGCAUUGUGGACAAAACUGUAAAUAAUGACAGUAUAUGUAAGAUAUGACAGACGCAUUGAAAAUACGCCACAGAAUCAACAUUGUCAAUGACAAAACAUUGAAAGCAUGGAUGGAAAUGAGUAGAAGUGACAAUGCUGUUUCUAGUACCAUGGAUGUCGAGUCUAAACCUCAGUCCACGUCCCCGAGUAAUUAUUGUGACAAAAUACAAUAAAGGUUUUUGAUUAUAACUGUAUAUCAGAUUUUUGAAAUAGUUAUAUGGACCCGAACCGAAAUACCCGAACCCGAAGUAAAAAAUUUAGAACUGACCCGACCUGAUAAUUUUUGGAACCAUGACAGCCCUACAAUGUACAUGUAUUUAUGUGCACCUAAAUACCCAAUGUACAUGUAUUUAUGUGCACCUAAAGUAUCCAAUGUACAUGUAUAUAUGUGCACCUAAAGUAUCCAAUGUACAUGUAUAUAUGUGCACCUAAAUACCCAAUGUACAUGUAUUUAUGUGCACCUAAAGUAUCCAAUGUACAUGUAUAUAUGUGCACCUAAAGUAUCCAAUGUACAUGUAUAUAUGUGCACCUAAAUACCCAAUGUACAUGUAUUUAUGCCCUUAUUUGUUCACUGAAAUGUCUUUUAUAUUCAUUUUUCAAAAAAUGUUGGGGUAUUUGAAUUUACAUAAACUAUGUUUAUGUACUUAUAACAUUUGUUUUUGUACUCAUAAAUGCACUGUACAGUGAUACAGUUUCAUUUGUUAAGACUUGUGUCACUAAUGUUGAAAUUCGUUGGAUCGAGUUCAAUAUUUUAGCAAACAAUACAGUACUGUGUGGCUUUACUUCAAACAACAUCGGAGUGCGAGAUCCGACUUAUAAAUAUCCAUUCUGUCUCUUGAGAUCUAGAUUUAUAUAAAAUUGUGGUAUUACAUAAAUAACUUUGGUUUGCCAAUGUACCUAGUAAAAUUCUUAAGAUUCGGAAGGAAUUUAUACUAUAACAUACAGUAUAAUGAUUCAUUCAAAAUGUGAAAUCUGCCACGAUUUGACCUGCUACUAAAAUAUUAAAGUCAAUUUGAAACAGAACAAGCAGGGGCUAGCUAGUUUUACAAAAGAUCUUUCCACUGUCAAAGACCAAAUUUUUUAAAAUGGUCAAAAAGAAUUCCAUUUCCGUGUACAAUUUAUGAAAAUAUGGCAUUUUAUGUACUUAGUGUUUCCAUUUAUUUAUAUAUAUAUAUUUUUUUUUUUGGGUGGUGAAUAACUGAAUUUAUUUUUGAAAAAAUUGCAGCAAUAAAGAAAUUGCUAGCAGAUUUUUGGGGUUUUUAACUUGAAAGUUGUAAGACCUUUCGUUAGAUGGAUCCCUGAUUAAUAUCAGAUAGUUUGUGUCAAAAUGUUUACCAGUCAAGGACAUUAAAUGAAUUUGAUCAUAUUUUCAGCACAAAACUAUAUUUUCAGCACAAAACUAUAUUAGAAUUUUUUUUAAAAACAAAAUUACUUGUAUUUGUACUGAAAACAUUCAUAACAUCAAUGUGUUGUGCUGAAGGAUUUGUGUAUGUGUACAUUUUGCAAAAUGUAAAUGAAUAUCUAAAAUAAAUGUCAAGACUUAUUCAAUGUAUACCUACAUGUAAAUUGUGAAAAAUCUGUCAAACGUGUGUUGUAUGUAUGUAUGUCACUCCAAUUUUUGUAUCUUGUCAUGAAAUCAUAAAACCAUAAAAUCAUAAAAGUGUUUUACACAUGCUGCCAAAGUAAACUGAAACUGUAUAUAUAGUAAUUUAUCAAACAUUUGUAUUACAUUGUAUUUAUGAAUGAAAAAAUUGAUGCAUAAACAGAUUCUGAAGAAAUACUCUUAAUCAUGCAACAUAGAGAUAGGAAUUUAAAAUAAUAUGAUAGGGUUUAAUACACUGUGUGUAUUAAUAGUGAUUAUUUCUGUGAUAGCCUUCAGUGCCUUUUUCAAACAAUUUUUGCACAAAAUGUCUCAUUCUAACUGUGAUAAUCAUGUGUAUAUUUUUCUUGUGUCUAUUUUGAAAUUGAUGCUAUACUUAUUAAUAUAUUCCAAUACUCUUAGCAUUGAAUGGUGUUUAAACACAAAAUAUUGAUGGAACUUAUUUGUGAAUGAUAAAUCAUAUAUAUAUAUAAUACAUGUAUAUUAUUAGCAAUAAAAAAUGUCAGAAGGUA